Anarrhichthys ocellatus (wolf-eel) is the source of this 6372-nucleotide messenger RNA. RefSeq lists its product as uncharacterized. The coding region runs from base 3614 to 6253 and encodes 879 amino acids. The record is from RefSeq and is a predicted model, not a curated record. Lineage: Eukaryota; Metazoa; Chordata; Actinopteri; Perciformes; Anarhichadidae. Gene Ontology annotation, biological process: negative regulation of JUN kinase activity; peptidyl-tyrosine dephosphorylation. The transcript is spliced from 4 exons. Gene Ontology annotation, molecular function: MAP kinase tyrosine/serine/threonine phosphatase activity; protein tyrosine/threonine phosphatase activity; MAP kinase tyrosine phosphatase activity. Gene Ontology annotation, cellular component: cytosol; cytoplasm.
AUUUAAGUUACAAACUGUAGCUUUAAUCCCUACAAAACAAAAACGUUUAACUGCACUGUGCAUUGCAUUGCAUUGUGUAAUUGCAUUAUUUAGCCCAUAAAGUUAUGUAUUAACCAACAGUUUAUUGCUGGUUUAAAAUUAAUUCAGCAGUUUGGCAUACAUAUUAAGUGUUAUUGGUUUCAUUACGAUUCCACAACUGCUUUGGCUGCUGAAGGGAGACAAGGUUACAGUGGCUAGAGGCCAGCGACACCUGAGACACAGUUUACACCGUCCAGUGCCUGUUAGCUUAGUUGUGCAGCAUAUCUGGUCAGUAACACUUGUCAGUUUGCUGACAGCACAAAUCCAUCAAGGCACUUUUUUAUUUACACUUCACAUGUUGACACGGCGGUCCUCUCCCCAGCAACCUGCUUCAUGAUUGAACUUGUUCAUUGAUUUCAGUUAUAACAGCAGCUCCACAGCAGCUGAGUCUGUGUGUGUGGAUAUAGAAUAUACUGUCGGAUCUGUGACACCGACUGCUUGACCCUCAAUACUGUUAGGUAUUUUUUUGUUGUGAACAUACAAGUGCCUUUCCCCUUCGUGCCCAGUGUCUGUCUGUCCGUUUGGUUCUGUGUGUGAACAUAUAAAGACAGAAGUGGACCUGUCAUUUCGUGCCGAACACAAGCAAAAAUAUGAAGCUGUGGAUUGUCCUCUGACAGAAACGGCUUGCUCAUCAGCCUCUGGAAACAAGUAACUCUGAUGACUAAUUUUCCUGCCAUCCACUAUCUCAAGCGCCUUUUUUCUUUCUUUUUUUCUUUUUUCUUACUUUGAUAAAAAAUAAUCUUGUUCAGCCGCAGAGGAAGACAUUCUCUCACUCAAGCAAUUUCACAAGCCCAUAAUUGAGCUGCACAUCCUCACAUUAUAUUGCCGGGUUUUUGCUCUGGUGUUGUCCACUCUGCUGCGUGGGUGUUUGGCUGUUAGGUGUCUUUUUGAUGAAGGUGCUGCAUUAAGCCGGGGCGGGGAGAGGGAACGGAACGAUCCCCAUCAAUCUUGUACAGCCAGACAACCAUCUGUUCCCGAAAACACUCACGAAACACUCACUUCUCCGCCUCUGCAGCCGAAGACGCACUGUGUACCCCUAAAUCUACACUGUACCUGACUACUGUGGUGCACUGUGAGAUUCUUUACUAUAAGUCAUGCACUGUCCUCCUGUCCCAUGUGAGGCUGCAUCAUUUCAACAGUACACGCUGUGUUCUGUUCCUUUUUUAACUUAUCAAGACAAAAUUAAUGACUAUAUAUGGUACUCAACACAAAAUAACACCAGCUCUGAUUGAAUUUUGUUUUAUGAAAUAUUACACAGUUCAGGGGCGCUAAGCAAGCUAAUUAUAACUAUUCAUGAUAUUGCAGGUUUUGCUCAGGUGCUUGGGAAGGAGUUAAAUCAUCUGGAAACACAUUAGCAUGUGUACCGCUCUCCUCUCUCUGGCUUAUGCCUGUGACUGUAAAGCUGUUAUCUUUAUUCUGCUGGUGGGGUAGCAGUGAGGCGAGGGAGGGCGUCAUGAUCUCCCCCGCAGGCUCAUGCAGUUCCCGCUAACAGGAACUGAGUGGCACUCUUCUUCUUUUUUUAAAACAUUUCCUUUUAUCUGAAUUGCUUUGCUUUUUCACUUUCAUGUGCUCGAAUUCUGAGGCAGCAAACGUGAUUGCCAAGCUUAGCAUACGUUAGCCUUUUUCCCUUAAAUAUUAAUGCACACCUAAUCACGCGCAUACAUUUUCCUCUCCACUCCUUGAUCCAUCCUGCGACAUUUUUGGUUGCUCAGCCUAAGUAGCUAACUCUGUCAGAACGUUCUUAGAGGAUGCUGUUAUGUCUCAGUUCUUCUGAAAGGAACUCAUGACUUAUUCACACUUUACUGUAAACUUCUGAUGUCAAUUAUGCCUGUCGACACACUAUGCAAUCUCACAUACUGAUAUGAGCUGUCUGAUGUAGAAUAUUGCUGCAGUCAUACACUUGCUACUCAGCUGUGACUUUUAGAAAGGGAUGAGCUACCUAGUGAGUACAAACACACACAUGUUUAGGAGUUCCUUAUUGUGCUGAGUUGUAGCCUGGCCAUAUGUCUACAGUAUUACAGUUAUACAUCACAGAUUGUCUGACAGCCCCGGAGUCAAACUCAGUUCCCCUUUUGCUCGCUGUUGUUGAGCUGUCAGAUGGAUGCCACCUCUACUGCUUGGCUGUAAUUGUAAAGUGAAGCAGAUUGAGGCAAUUUUCGAAAAACAAUCACAGCAAGCGUAACAGAGUAAGCUUAUAGCCUUUUAUCAGAUUCUAACAAUGUGUUGGAAAGACCAACUGGAGGGAUUUCACAUGAACACAGUUAAUUAAACACCAUUUUAAUUAACCUUCUAAUCAACAGCGCUCACACCAUUUUGCAGUUUUAUUCUCGUCGGUGGAAACUAGCUGCCCUCAGGUGCAGUGAACAAAUGCACAGAGAUGGCAAGAUAUUUAAAUUCUCAACAGUGUUUGUCUUGUUCCGUCAACAUUUUACUUGUCUUAAACCAGUAUCUUCAGUAUCAAAACAAAAGUUACUCAUUCUACAGAAAAAUGUCCCUCGUGACUAUUUAUUAUAUAUUAGAUUGUAUGAUAGAUACUGAAGCACCAAUGUGUAGUAUAUGUAGCAUUUAACUGUUGUAGCUGGUCAAGGUAGAACAGUUUUUUACUACUUUAAAAAGGCCUACAGUCUAGUGAGGAGUCAGGCCCCCUCUAAAGGGUCACAAAAACAAAUUGUGACAUAAUCAAUGGGACAGGAAAGGAAUACUGUAUGAUUUGAAUGGAGAAGAUUAGAAGGAAAUUGUCUCUCUGGUGGUACUGCUAACAACUUACACACAUCUGAAACGAGACAAGGUGCCCCAACCAGACACAGGUUUUUGUGUCAGUCUUAAUCUGAAAAGUAAAUAAUAACUGAAGCAGAGAAAAAGUAGAGAUUUGAAGUCCCAGCACAGGCAAACACAUGAAAAAUGCAAAGUAAAACAAAAGCAUUUUAUGCACUUUAUAAGCCUUUCACAUUGCAUUUGAAGCAUCAUUAAUAAAUGUACCACACACAAAAUAAAUUAUGAAGAUUUCUAAGAUUAUUUGUCUGAGAAGCAAAUCAUUGUAAUGGUUGUCUGUUUGUUUUCCUGUUGCAGAUUUGACUGUAUGUAUUAAUGAUGCUGACACUUUCUAGUCGUCACAGUUAUUAGCCCAUAAUAUGGGGUAAUCAUUUCAGAGUAACGCUUCACUAUAGUCUGUAGUUCAUCAUAUUUUAUUUUUGCUCAUGUCAACAUGUGGCAGCGAAAUUUCAAGAGGCAUCCCUUUGUUUUAAUAUUUUCCAUCUCUGUGUGGCCCUUACUGUCUGCUGAAGCUGUGACUAUGAGUGAGUGAAAAGGCCACUAGCCAGCCUGCAGUUUACAGUGUGUGAGAGCAAAGUGAUCAGAGUGAUAGUGACUUCCACCAUGAUAAAACUGGGUCAAUGUAACCCCCACCCCCUCCACCACAGGCAAGGCUGAAAAAGGGAAAAAAGACGAGGAUACCAUCACCAGACUCUGUGCGUGGAUAUAAGCAUGGGGACACUGGAGCGUGGUUUGCUUUUUCCAUGGCUUUGCAUAAACCCAGAUGCCUCCCCUCCCUCUUGAUGAGCGUAUAGUGGUCAUUCAGCGCCCUAAAAACAUAACCCUGUGUGAAGCUUCCCCGCAAACCAUCCCGCAGCACUCCUCUCAAAUAUCAGCCUCUUCCAAUGGACACCAUCCUCAUCUCAACUCUUCGCAGGUCCAUUUCUAUGCACCCCCGUGUAAACCUCUGACUCUGGAAUGCAAUCGCAGACCCUCUCGUGUGCAGAAAUUCAAGAGCGAUCAACCUGUCGUCCCAGCAGGUGUCAGACACAUCCCUAGCCACUGCCAUAGCAAUGGCACAGUAACUCUCGCCCCACGGCUGCCCUCCCAUACACAUACUAUUGAUAUCAGGGUGACGGUGGACAAAGGAGGACGGGGAGGAGGAAUCAGCAACUCGUUAGGGCGCAGCGGAAUUAUAAAAGGUGGCCGAGGGAAAUGUGUCUCUUCACAGUUGGAUCAAGCACAAUGUGAGAAAAAGACUGGAACUGCAGGGAGGCCAGGUGGUGCCGAACACAAGUCACAGCGAAGUCGCCAUACUCAGCUGUCGUCUUCCCCCGGAGGCAUCCUACAAUUCGUCCCAGCUCAGGCGCAGCAGCAUAGGUUGCGGAGUGAAAAGGAAAACACUAGUUUUCUUAACAGAAGUGACCAGGAAUUUCCCUCUCUAGGUCACAAGAACAAUUCCAAACUGGGAACUGUCCAUCAAAGCCAUAAUAGCCACAGUCUGCCCUACCACCAAAAUUCCGUCCCUGUGCCCCAUGCCGCCAUUCUAAAUUCAAACUAUCCGUCAUCCCCUCCCUCCCAACCCACCCAUGUCCCAGGCCCAUUUCAGCAACUCAGCCAGCCGCACACGUCCCGCACCAGGGAUCUCCGCCCUCACAUUCUUCAUGGUCUACCCCUCUCCCCCUGCUCCUCCCACGCCGGAGGGUUCCCGAGCCCUGACCAUACCUGCACCAUCGACUGCACCCACCCAUUCAGUUGUGGCUGCUGGAGGUUGGUAAGAUGCAGAGGGUGUAAGGGACACUCUGCCAACUGCCAAGGGGGUGGAGGAAGCUCUUCCACCUCAUUUUCCUGUGUUCAUAAUGCCGGAGCAGUGAAGAAAGGAGGCAAAGACAUGGGCCUGAGAAAUCUGGGUGGGUGUCUCUCCACCACCUCCACCUCCAACACCUCCUCUUCUAACAGCACUGUGUCUGACUGCCGAGCAAACCUGUUCAAACCUCUCCGCUGUGCCUCCUGCUCUGGUGAGGCCAGAAACUUUGAGAGUCCUGCUAUCCUUCGCAAAAAACUGGUAGGGGGAUGCCUGCCCUGCACCCCGCUGUCCUCCUCGGCCCCUCUCCGGGCGAUACAGAGCUGCGUCACAGGCUGCAACCCCAAAGCCUCUCAGACAGGCAGCUCCACCUGUAGCUAUUGUAGCAGCGACCCCAUUGUGGUGACAUUUAACCCUCGCAGAGGCAAACCCCCAGGUAGAGGUGUUGGAGCAGCUCAUCAGAUGGGUAUGUUCCAAGCCGAUGAUGACGACUACAGCGUGCGUACUAUCUGGCCCGAAGAACUGGCCAAGAAGAUGACCCAUUCUAAAGCCCAAAAGAAUCACUGUGCCGGGGUGGGAGUAGGAGUGAGGAAGACCUGUGCAACCCAGGUCCAAAAUGGCAGUCACGGAACAGGUCUUGCCCUCCUGGACUGUCAAAACCUCCAGGAAUAUGGCCAGUCUCAGUUUACAGACCGUGCUGGUCGACGGCGGCUUCAGCAGGGGAAAAUGGCUGCUCUUGAUUUUAUGGGCCGCAGGUCAGGAUCUGGGUGUGACGAAGGCCAGAACUCACUGAAGAGGCUCUUGAAUAAAGCAGAAGAUGUAGAAACGGGGCAAGACGGAGAUGCAGCAUAUCCACGCUCCCCGUCUCCCCGCUCUUCCUCUCCACCGUCACCUGUUAACUUUUCUCCUCCACCGUCCAACCCGAACACACUCAUCAAACCCAGACCCUGGCAGAGAGACAGGGAGGGAGGACAUUCCCUGCCGACAGCUCAGUCCCUUCACCUGGCCCUCAACUCCCUGAACAGAGAGCAAGAUGAGGACAACGGCAGAAUGCACCUGUCUCUGCCGCUGUCCUCUUCUUUGCCGGCUUCUCUGUCCGAUGAGACCGCGAUGACUCCUGAUGCGGAGAACGCCGUGGUCAGUCCCAUCCUGCCCUUCCUGUUUCUGGGGAACGAGAGAGACGCCCAGGACUUGGACCUGCUGCUGCGCCUCAACAUCGGCUUCGUGGUCAACGUGACCACACACCUGCCCCUCUACCACGUCAACUCUGGACUGCGCUACAAAAGGCUGCCAGCCACCGAUAACAGCAAGCAAAACCUUCGACAAUACUUUGAGGAGGUUUUUGAGUUCAUUGAGGAGGCAUAUCAGAGUGGACAGGGAGUGUUGGUACACUGCCAGGCAGGCGUGUCCCGUUCUGCAACCAUUGUCAUCGCCUACCUUAUGAAGCACACCCUCAUGACAAUGACAGAUGCCUACAAAUAUGUGCGGAGUCGUCGCCCAGUGGUGUCCCCGAAUCUAAACUUCAUGGGCCAGCUUUUGGAGUUCGAGAGGGACCUCAACUCCGGUGUGACUCCUCGUAUCCUGAUGCCUAAGCUUAACGGUGUGGAGACGCAGGUGUGAGGAAGGUCAGGAGCGCGUAAGGUCACUGCCGGUAACAAAGAGAUGAAAGCGGCAUUGAUGAGCAGCAUUGAAAGAGUGCAGCACAUUUUAGAAGAGCGACGUGAUCAGAAAUAUUACAA